Messenger RNA from Magnolia sinica, 2069 nucleotides. RefSeq names its product leucine aminopeptidase. Lineage: Eukaryota; Viridiplantae; Streptophyta; Magnoliopsida; Magnoliales; Magnoliaceae. Bases 71 to 1927 code for a protein of 618 amino acids. Gene Ontology annotation, cellular component: cytosol. Gene Ontology annotation, molecular function: metallopeptidase activity; zinc ion binding. Gene Ontology annotation, biological process: proteolysis. The transcript has 4 exons. The record is from RefSeq and is a predicted model, not a curated record.
UUGUUAAAAACCCACUUCGUUCUUCUGCAAAAGUCCAGAACAACAAGAUCCUGUUUUUGCAACUGUAGCAAUGGCACCCAUCGAUCCUCAUUCCUUCAGCGAUUCCACCCAUCCAUUGGCCACCCACAGCUCCUUCUCCUUCUAUUUCGACUUCUCAUCCUCCACCAUCCACGCCUCGGCCCUUCUCUCCUUCCCUCCUCCACCCUACACGUGUCCCUUCAUCUCCCUCGACACCCGCUCCCUAUCCGUCCACUCCGUCCUGGACCCCACCACCCUCACCCCUCUCCCAUUCUCCCGCGACGACUACGACGAUCCCAUAAAAGGCCGCAAGCUCACCAUCACUCUUCCCGUCAACAGCGCCUCCUCUUUCUCAAUUCUCAUCACCUACUCAACCUCGCCUUCUUCCUCGGCUCUGCAAUGGCUUUCCCCGCCUCAGACUUUCAACAAACAUCUUCCGUUCGUUUACACCCAAUGCCAGUCCAUCCACGCUCGUUCUGUCUUUCCUUGCCAGGACACCCCUGCCGCCCGUCUCCGCUACUCCGCCCGUCUCAACGUUCCCCGCCAGCUCUCCGCAGUCAUGGCUGCCGCUCACCUCGGCCGGCGCCCACCUCUCCCCAACGAGUCCGCUGGUGCCUGUGACGAUGCCCUCUGGUGCGCUGAGGACCGCGCCGUCGAGGAGUUCUCAAUGGAGCAGCCCAUCCCCCCGUACCUGUUCGCCUUCGCCGUUGGGGAGAUUGGGUCGAGGGAGGUAGGCCCCAGGACUAGGGUUUACGCGGAGUUGGCGCCGGCGGUGCUGGAGGCUGCUGCGCGGGAGUUUGCUGGGACCGAGGAGAUGAUUCGGCAGGGUGAGAGAUUGUUUGGGCCGUACGAGUGGGGGCGGUUCGAUUUGCUGGUGCUGCCGCCAAGCUUCCCCUAUGGGGGCAUGGAGAAUCCUAGGAUGGUGUUCUUGACGCCGACGGUGAUUAAGGGGGAUGCAAGCGGUGCACAGGUUGUGGCGCACGAGCUUGCGCACAGCUGGACUGGGAAUCUCAUUACCAACAAGACCAAUGAGGAUUUCUGGCUCAACGAGGGCUUCACGACAUAUGCAGAACGGAGAAUCGUCGAAAUAGUGCAGGGUGAGGAGCGAGCAGCUCUAAAUAUUGGAAUUGGUUGGAGAGGCCUGAAUGAAGAAAUGGAGAGAUUCAAAGAUAACAUGGAGUUUACUAAGCUUAAAACCAAGCAGGAAGGGGUUGAUCCUGAUGAUGUCUACUCUCAGGUGCCGUAUGAGAAAGGAUUUCAGUUUCUAUGGCGCAUUGAACGGCAGAUUGGCCGGCCUGCAUUUGACGAGUUCCUUAAGAAAUAUAUUGCUGCCUUUAAGUUCCAAUCGAUAGAUACGGAAACUUUUCUCAGUUUCCUAAAAGCGAAUGUCGUUGGAAUAGAGAAAGAAAUUGAUCUAGAUGUCUGGAUCCAUGGCACUGGAAUCCCUCCAGAUGCCUUUGAACCAGUCUCUACCAUUUAUACUAAGAUCGUAUCUCUAGCGAAGGAGUUCAAGCUUGGGAGGAUGCCGAGAGAGGAUGAGGUAGCAGAAUGGCAAGGGCAGGAGUGGGAACUUUACUUGGAAAAUCUGCCCAAAACCAUGGAAGCUUCACAGGUUGUGGCUUUGAAUGCACGUUACAGGCUAUCAGAGAGCAAGGAUUGGGAGGUGAAAGUGGCAUUUCUCCAACUGGCUACAUCAUCCGGAUGCAGAGAAUUCUUUGGUGAAGUAGAGAAAACAUUAAAGGAGGUUGGAAGGAUGAAGUAUCUUCGUCCAUUGUAUACAGCGCUGGUACAAGGCCCUGGGAAAGAAGAAGCAAAGAUACUGGCCAAAAGAAUUUUUGCGGAGGCCUGCGACGGUUAUCAUCCCAUUGCUCAAGGUGUUGUAGAGUCCAUCCUAUCCAAGAACCUUUAGCCACACAAGUAAAAUUUCAUGUAGGUAUCUAGACUUCUCUGCUGCAGUGCUUGUUUUGGUGACAAUUGCAUGCUUCCUACAGGGAAAUUGCACACUCAUCAGUAUGUUGUUGAUAAUGCCAAGUUAUCUCUCUCUCUCUCUC